GUUUGUUGGAAAUAAUUCGGUUCUGAAUAUUAGUUCGCAACUUUCUUGUUUUCGUGACUGAUGUCCCGGAUUCAUGGACAUCCCGCUGAAAAUGAUAGAUACAAAAGGUAAAGUUGUGAUGAACAGUUGGUGGAUCAAGAGAAAAAGUAGGUAAAUCGAAUGACGAGGUAGGAGGAUAUAAUGGAGUUAUUGGAAGGGCCAACAUUUGGACAAUUGCAGAAGAAGGAACAGCAGCCGGUCAUUCAUAAUUUUUUGUUGUUACUGUUGUACCUUGCAACAGUUUCGUCUUGUGAACAGCAGAACAGACCGUGAGCGAAUUGAUGGAUUUUUCUCGUGUGUCUGUGUGCUGGCAUUCGAAAUUGUUUGAGAAGAUUCUCAGGCUUUUCUCCAGACCCAGCCGGGGAUCGACCUGCUGCUUUUCGUCUGUACGCCGCGCCAGUUGCUUCUUCUUUUUAUUUUAUACAUAACAUGGCCCAUUUGAUCGCGCAUUAUAAAAAAAAAAAAAAGCGGUCGUGUUCAAGCUGACGUGUUACUUUAACGAGCGUGAUAUGAUGGGGUAUCUCCCGAGGCGGAGACUAAAGGCGGCCUACCCCAUUCGCACCUUCGAUUCAAAUUGUGCACGUAGGCACAUUUUUACCGAGGAUUCUUCACAAGGAAGAUAAGAUCAAAUAAAAAAUCGUACCGAAUAACCUACCCUAUGAAAUCUCGUAAGCAGAUUACGUAAACAACAUGACUGGUUUUUAUUUGGUCGUUUCCCCUUUUAAAAUGGGAUUUCAUUUGUUGAAACGCACCUGUAACGCCAUUUGGAGUUAAGACGGUCAGACUCGAUAAUGAUGACGGCUGUCCAGUGAGAAUCUUAAGGGUUCAUGCUGUUCUGUGUGUGUAUGUGUGUGGGUAAAAAAGGAAAUGCCAUAAAGCAUAAAAGUGUUCAACUAAAAAACGAUGGGUGGAUUGAGUGCGCGUGGGGGAGGGGAAACGAAAACAGUUGAGAGAAAAAAAAAAGGGAGGCGGAGGCAUCAACGAGCAGAUAAAGCCAACCGAUUGCGGCAAACCUGUUGCCUUCAGUUGGCUGUGAGCCUUCGUUCGCUUCGCAUCCACGUCUGUUCUGUGCUGCUCGAAAUUCCCACCUGAACACUCCAGCACACCUUCGACUUUAUUCAGUGAUCUUUGAAUUAACCGUACAAAAAAGAAAUGUCUUGCGCCGAGUCAUCGGAUGGAGAACGAGCAGUGUCACCGACAGCUGCCGCCACUGUUCGUGAACGCCGGCGAUUGCGAUUGUUGAAACGCAGGUGGAAUCACGGUGCAAUCAGCAAUAACAACAGCGUUAACAACAAUAGCGGAAUGGUGUUGAGCUUCUCGGCGUUCCGACGGGCACGUAGAGUGCGCAAUCAAAGGCGGAUGACUAAAGAAGAAUACCUCAGACUUAAAAAUAUGGUGCCGGCCGUCGCUACACAACCUCGCGUUUCUAAGGUGCAAGUAAUCGAAGAAGCCAUCAAAUAUAUCGAUUCUCUCCACGUGGCCCUUUUUCAACGUCUCAGAGCGCAGGAGUUGGCCUCCACCACCGCCUCCGACACCACAUCCACUAGGGGGCCAGCACAGGUGACGGGGAACGAAUCAGACGUUCAGAUGGAAUCGAGCCAGCUGUGCCGCUGGAUCGGUCACGUUCUGCCGACGCCUCACGCCCUAACAACGGCUCACCUUCUGGUGACCGAACGGCAACAACAGCGGGAGGGCAUCAAACAGCGGCCGUUUUUCAUGGACAAAGUUGAUUGCCUGAUCAGGAAGAAACAGAGUUGAAAUCCUUCCAUCAGAGAACGAGCUGUUGUAUUAAUGUCUGGUUGAUUUCCGGUUGCUGCUAUUUUUGUUGCCACGUUUUAUUAGACUGUUAAACAAAUGGAAGAGGUUCGGCAAGUUAAUCGCAUUCCGGAAGCUAGUGAGCGGCAUACAAUGAUUGUUGUGGAUCGCCAAUCCAAACGGGAUAAUUCUUUUUUGUGUUUAUCUUAAUGAAUGUGUUGUAAAAGUGUUUCUUUUUCGUUUUUGAUAAGUUUUGAAUAACAAUAAAACAGUGUCGAUUUUCAUAUGAA
Molecule: messenger RNA, 2084 nt
Organism: Daphnia magna
Lineage: Eukaryota; Metazoa; Arthropoda; Branchiopoda; Diplostraca; Daphniidae
Exons: 3
Coding region: 1192-1797 (201 amino acids)
Molecular function (GO): protein dimerization activity
Source: RefSeq, a predicted model, not a curated record